AUGGAAGCUGCCAAGUGCCUGAGGGAGACUGGACGCUUUGAAGAAGCUUUGCGCAACUUCACGGAGGCUUACCAGAAGCACUUGAAGGAUUUGAAUCGACCGCAUCUAGGUUUUUCAGCCAUAUUUCCGCUCUUUUUUGCAUCCCUGCGCAGCGGCCGCGAUGUUUCAGCCACAAGCUGCGGCCGAGCACAGCUGGUGCGAUGUGAGGAUCACAUUACAGAUGCGUUCGCAUGCUGCCGCUCCUUGUUGGAAUCCCUUGCCUCUGACUUCGGGACACAAAUACCGCAAUGUCCUUCAGACAGCGGUGCUAAGCAGAAAUUUGUUCACGAGCUUUGCGCACAAGCAGGUAUUUGUUUAGACAUGGUCCGGCUUGGCCGUGUCUACCGAAAGAAGAGGCGGAUGUUGAUGGAAAGGGUCACCGGAUCAAACUUGCUGGACAGCAUGAGCAAUGCGCCCAGCACACCAGCAAGUAGCCAUCUUGAAGCCACGCCGCGAACGCCAGCAACACCAGCGGCUGGAAGUGCUGAGUACCAAAAACUCAUGUCGUCUGGUUUUCUACGAGCCGGGUCUUUAUUAAGAUCCGUGCAGGUAGAGAUGGAUGAAUUGCAUGAAGAAGCUCAACGUUAUGCAGCGGACCUGAAGCAGGGCAAGGUGGCGGAAGGGAAGGAAGCUCUUCACGGUGUUGCACAGGACGGAACUAUUGACCAGGAGCUGCUGCAGACCUUUGGCAGUUUUUUAGACCUGCAGUUGUUGCCCCUCUACGUGCGCGACGUGCCACUGGAAUAUGUGGGAGAGACACUUCUUCAUUAUUGCGGAAUUUCAUUGGACGAGGAGGACGAAAUCAAGGCAAGACAAGUGUUGGGCUGCCCUCCGCGACAAAAAACACAGAAGAAACACUUGGGAAAGCAAAUCUCUGACACAUCGAUGCCAGCCACACCAUCAAGUCAGGGAUCCGCCAUGGAGCCAUCUCUCAUGCAGAUCGUCCAGGCCUCUGGCCAGGAAAGAAAACUGCGAGAUCAGAUGUCGAACUCUGUGGUGGAAAAGCGACGGUUUGGUCUUUUGGCUCAUCCAGACUUGAAGAUCCCUCGUGAUGUGGCAACGCCCGCGUUGGCUCACAAACGCAAGGAUGCUUUAGAUGCUCCGUCCACACCAGAAAGGAAGAAGAAAAGGCUGGCAGCCGCAACUGUGGGGCCAACUCCACGAGUGUCUCGCGCUUUGCUGAUGUCGCCAGAACUGGCAACCCCAGAACCUUGUCUUGCUGACGAUUCUCCAGUGCGUUGGCGAUUUGCUGAGAGUGUGCCAGUUGAGCCCACUGCGGCGGAAACUGAGGUGACUGCGUGCUGGUCAGCACUGAGGGAUGCACCCUGGUAG
Messenger RNA from Cladocopium goreaui, 1371 nucleotides. The record is from the annotation of a GenBank genome assembly. Lineage: Eukaryota; Dinophyceae; Suessiales; Symbiodiniaceae.